GACAUUGCCGCGAUUGUUUUCAUGGUAGAUUGCACCAGAACGUUUCGCUUGUCUGUUACACCGUUAUACAUUAUUAUUUUCGAGAACAGGUGGGUACAAAUACGUAUCAUUUUGCGCUGCAUAUGAAGUUAGAGAUUACAGGACAAUUUGUGUAGGAUACAAUAUAUCGGUAGUCAACGUGUCGCGUCGGGACGACUGCAGUACAUUCAGAAGAGGGACUAGCAAGGAGUAUAGGUAUCAAGCAAUAAAGAUUGCUAACCAGCAACAUAGGGACGGAAAAUUAUGCUCUUCAUUCACAUACAGGUUUCCCGUCUGCGGAACAUUUGGAUUGAUAGUUGAUUGACCAUUUCAACCAUUCAAAAAUUAUUAGUGAAUUACAUUAGUGUUGUUAACCCUAUGCAACACGUUGCUGGCAAGCGAGACGUCACCGUGCCAUUAAUUGAUUAAAAGAAGACAUAUUUUCUUGGGAUGACAUCCCAGUGUGUCUCCCCAUCGUUACCUUGUUUAGUCUCCAGAGUUCCUGCUCUCUGUCAGGGGCCAGCCUGCUGAUUCCUCUCCGCCACCACGUCACGUCACGGGGGGCCGAUGCGGCGUUUCGUCUACUGUAAGGUGGUGCUGACCACCUCGCUUGUCUGGGUGCUGGUGGAUGUCUUCCUGCUUCUCUACUUCAGCGAAUGUAACAAAUGUGAUGAGAGGAAGGACCACUCACUGCUGCCUGCUCUCAGAGCAGUCAUGUCACGAGCCCACGAGGGCCCAGGGGAGAUGGGGAAGGCAGUGGUUAUUGCAAAGGACGAGCAGGAGAAAAUGAAGGAGCUCUUUAAGAUUAACCAGUUCAAUCUGAUGGCCAGCGACAUGAUUGCUCUCAACAGGAGUCUGCCGGACGUGAGACUGGACGGUUGCAAGACGAAGGUGUAUUCGGAUGAUCUCCCCAACACAAGUAUAGUGAUCGUGUUCCACAACGAGGCGUGGAGCACCCUGCUCCGCACUGUCCACAGUGUCAUCAACCGCUCGCCACGGCACCUGCUGCAGGAGAUCCUACUGGUGGACGACGCCAGUGAGAGAGACUUCUUGGGAAAGAAGUUAGAGAACUAUGCUCGGACCCUGGAGGUUUCUGUGCGGGUCCUGCGGAUGGAGCAGCGAACGGGGCUGAUCCGGGCCAGGCUGAGGGGGGCAGCUGCCACACGGGGACAGGUUAUCACCUUCCUGGACGCCCACUGUGAAUGCACCGUGGGCUGGCUGGAGCCUCUGCUGGCCAGGAUCAAAGAGGACCGGAGAUCUGUGGUGUGUCCUAUAAUCGAUGUGAUCAGCGACGAGACGUUUGAAUACAUGGCAGGCUCAGACAUGACCUACGGAGGAUUCAACUGGAAGCUGAAUUUCCGUUGGUACCCCGUGCCUCAGAGAGAAAUGGACAGGCGCAAAGGGGACAGGACAUUACCUCUCAGAACCCCUACUAUGGCUGGAGGGUUAUUUUCUAUUGACCGGACAUAUUUUGAAGAAAUAGGAACAUAUGAUCCAGGGAUGGACAUUUGGGGUGGAGAGAACUUGGAGAUGUCUUUCAGGAUCUGGCAGUGUGGCGGCUCGCUGGAGAUUAUAACAUGUUCCCACGUGGGUCAUGUGUUCCGGAAGGCCACCCCAUACAGCUUCCCUGGGGGAACGGGCCAAGUCAUCAACAAGAACAACAGGCGAUUGGCUGAGGUGUGGAUGGACGGCUUCAAAGACUUCUUCUACAUCAUAUCACCAGGUGUGGCCCGGGUGGACUAUGGAGAUGUGUCCUCUCGUAAGACCCUGCGUGAAGCUCUGCAGUGUAAACCCUUCUCCUGGUACCUGGAGAACGUCUACCCCGACUCUCAGAUCCCCAGGAGAUACUACUCACUUGGUGAAAUCAGAAAUGUUGAAACGAACCAGUGUGUGGACAACAUGGGUAGAAAGGAAAACGAGAAAGUUGGCUUCUUCAACUGCCAUGGCAUGGGUGGGAAUCAGGUGUUCUCGUACACGGCUGAUAAGGAGAUCCGGACAGAUGACCUGUGUCUGGACGUGUCUCGUCCCCAUGGCCCUGUGGUCAUGCUGAAGUGUCAUCAAAUGAAGGGGAAUCAGAUGUUUGAGUAUGACGCAGAGCGGCUGACCCUGCUGCACGUCAAUAGUAACCAGUGUCUGGACAUGCCUACUGAGGAGGACAAGAUGGUGCCCACCCUGAGAGACUGCACAGGCAGCCGCUCCCAGCAGUGGUUCCUCCGCAACAUGACACUGACGCUCUGAUCUGAUCAGAAGCAGGACCUCCACCUUCACUCACCACCACCCUGGCCAGUUUUGCCCCCACCUGAACCGCCGUCCACUUCGCUCCGCUGGUCACUACCUUGCCUUGCUCCACCAGGUAUCUUUUAUCAUGCACACGCUCCUGCCUCCUUCAGCACUCGCAGGUGGGGAAGAAGCAGGCAGGUAGCAGCCUGUCGUUUUUUAAAAAUCCUGGGGCUUUGGAGGCUCGGUGAGGGCUUUAUCUGAGAUGCUGCUCCUCUCAUUCAAUCAAUAUUACACACAGUGGCUGCCUAGAGGCAGAUGUGCACACUCUGUAUGGUUGAAUCAUAUGAACGGGUCUGAAGUGACGGUGACAUAUGGACGAAGCUGGAAUCAGAGUGACUAUCACACUAACGAUACUGUAUAUGUCCGAUGGCUCUCAGGACUGGUCAUGUGUGAGUUCAGAGUUCUGCCUUUUGUACAGCAGCAGCACCAAUAGCAGGACACCAUUUCCUAGACAGAGUAUUGUAAUGUGCGUCUGUGGGGUCUCACAGACUAUGUACUCUGGCUCUGUACAUAGGUGUGUGUUUAAAGUGCAACCCUGAAAGGAGAUGAUUCUGUUCUAUGACAUUGUACACCCCAAAUUCAUAUCUAUUUUGGAGUCACAUGUACAUCUGAGGGUGAAGGGUAAGGGUUGGUGUUGUUGAUGGGUACAUAUCAAGAGGCUGAAAAAACUCUAAACAUUGGAGGUGAUAUAGAACUCAUGCAUGGAGGCAUAUAGCUGUGAAAUCUAAUUUAUUGUUAUCCAAUUUGCAUUACAAAUGUAAUUUAGGCAGCUUUUUGCUUCCAUGCUCAUGGCAUAAAGGUUUGCACUGUCCCUUUGUAUUACAGGAAACAGAUACGUCAUGUCAUAACACUGUUACUGUUUCAAAACAUAAUUGUAUAUCUGAGGCCAAAGUUACUUUGAUUGAUACAGUAUGCCUUAAGAGAGUAGUCAGUUAUUGAAUCGGUCAAGGAAUUGAGAGGAAGGAAAAAGCUUGACGAGCUUUGCCUCCAACUCAAGUGGAGUAGUUAUCACAGAAUGCAGUUAUUUGUGAAAAUAGUUUUUCCAAAAUGUUUCUACUGCACUGUAGCACAGUCUGCUCCCCAAACAUUGGAUUAUGUAUGUAUCUUUUAUUUAGGAUACAUUUGUCUAUUUUAAGGUUUCCUUAUUCAACUUAUACAUUAUAUCCAUCACUUUUAUUAUAAUAGUUUACUCAUAGCCUCCCGAGUGGCGCAGCGGUUUAAGGCACUACAGACCCUGGUUCGGUCCCAGGCUGUGUCACAGCCG
This is a messenger RNA of Coregonus clupeaformis (lake whitefish), 3562 nucleotides long. RefSeq names its product polypeptide N-acetylgalactosaminyltransferase 13. The record is from RefSeq and is a predicted model, not a curated record. Gene Ontology annotation, cellular component: Golgi apparatus. Bases 586 to 2256 code for a protein of 556 amino acids. The transcript is spliced from 12 exons. NCBI's taxonomy places the organism in Eukaryota, Metazoa, Chordata, Actinopteri, Salmoniformes, Salmonidae.